AUGAAUUUCCAUAAAACUUCUGGAGAUGAUGUACAUGCCGGGCACCAGUACUUAUCAUCGCCACGAUGCUUCGAAAACGCGCCAGUAAAGCUUCUUCUUUCUCUUCUCUUCGUGUGUAUCGAGUCCGGGGGCGGAAAACGGUCAUCGUUUCAAUCAUCGAAAAACGUGGCAGGUGAUUUCAGUGAUGGAGGCAACGUCUUGCACAUCGGCGGCAUCUUCCCCAUCGCUGGUGAAGGCGGUUGGCAGGGCGGUCAAGCGUGCAUGCCUGCCGCCCAUCUCGCGCUCGAAGAUGUCAACGCUAGGAAAGACUUGUUGCCUGGAUACGUCCUCAAAUUGCACAGCAACGACAGUGAGUGUGAACCGGGAUUGGGUGCUAGCGUUAUGUACAAUCUACUUUACAAUCAGCCAACCAAGUUAAUGCUUUUGGCUGGAUGUAGUACUGUCUGCACAACAGUCGCAGAGGCUGCCAAAAUGUGGAAUUUAGUUGUGUUAUGUUACGGGGCAAGUUCACCAGCGCUAUCCGAUAGAAAUCGUUUUCCAACAUUGUUUCGCACUCAUCCCUCCGCUACUGUACACAAUCCCACGAGGAUUAAGUUGAUGAAGAAGUUUAACUGGUCCAGAAUAUCCAUCUUGCAGCAGGCCGAAGAGGUUUUUAUCUCUACCGUGGAGGAUCUCGAGAAGAGGUGCAUGGAAGCUGGCAUAGAAAUAGUCACCAGACAGUCGUUUUUAUCCGAUCCUACUGAUGCUGUGAGAAAUCUUAGAAGACAGGAUUCGAGAGUUGUUAUUGGCCUUUUUUAUGUCGUAGCUGCGAGAAGAGUUCUGUGUGAGUUGUACAAACAAAACCUCUACGGCAAGCAGUACACCUGGUUUUUUAUCGGUUGGUACGAAGAUAACUGGUUCGAGAUAAUGAUAGAGAAAGAAGGCAUCGAAUGCACGGUAGAGCAGAUGCGAAUGGCCGCCGAAGGUCACAUGACGACUGAAGCUUUAAUGUGGAAUCAGAAUCGUAACGAACGCACAAUCUCUGGGAUGACAUCUGAAGAUUUCCGACUGCGAUUAAACGACGUGUUACGCAGAGAGGGUUAUGACAUUCAAAAUCAAAGGUAUCCCGAGGGUUAUCAGGAAGCUCCAUUAGCCUACGACGCCGUGUGGAGUGUGGCUUUAGCUUUCAAUAAAACAAUGGACCGUCUGCACAAGUACGGAAAGAGUUUAAAGGACUUUAAUUACAACAACAAAGAGAUAGCCGAUGAUAUUUACUCUGCGAUCAAUUCGACGCAGUUCUUGGGGAUUUCGGGUUUCGUGGCAUUCAGCUCGCAGGGCGACAGGAUAGCGUUGACUCAGAUAGAACAAGUGAUAAACGGCAGCUACGUCGUCCUGGGAUACUACGAUACGCAGGCUGACAAUCUCACAUGGUUUGGAAGGGAAGUCUGGCGAGGUGGUAAAGUACCUCAAGACCGAACCAUCAUCAGACGAGUGCUUCGGACCGUAUCGUUACCUCUAUUCAUCUGCAUGUGUAUAAUCUCGAGCAUAGGAAUUAUUGUUGCGGCCGGUUUAAUAGGUUUUAAUAUUUGGAACAAGCACAGACGAGUAAUCCAAUCGUCGCAUCCAGUAUGCAACACAAUAAUGCUGUUCGGUAUUAUUGUCUGCUUAGCCGCCGUGUUCCUGCUUGGCCUGGAUGGACGAUUCGUAUCUCCUGAUUCGUAUCCUUUGAUCUGUCAAACGAGAGCGUGGCUUCUUUCGACGGGGUUUACAUUGUCAUUCGGCGCCAUGUUCAGCAAAGUUUGGAGAGUCCACAGGCUAACUACAAAGGCGAAAAGUGAUCCAAAAGUUAGAAUGAAAAAAGUUCAACCCUGGAAACUGUACUCGAUGGUAUCCGGCCUGUUGAUGAUCGACUUUGUGGUAAUGUUUUUAUGGCAACUGUUGGAUCCUCUACAUCGUCGUAUCGAGAUAUUCCCGUUGGAGUCUCCCGUAUCAGCUCUGGAUGACGCCCAAAUCAGGCCGGAGCUGGAGCAUUGCGAGAGCCAACAGAACAAUGUUUGGUUAGCUAUAAUUUACGCUUAUAAGGGAUUAGUCCUGAUUUUUGGUUUGUUUCUUGCUUACGAAACUAGAUCAAUGAAGGUGAAACAGAUAAACGAUUCGAGAUAUGUGGGAAUGAGCAUUUACAAUGUUGUGAUACUGUGCCUGAUAACUGCUCCUGUCACCAUGGUAAUUGCCAGUCAACAAGAUGCCAGUUACGCAUUCGUCGCCCUAGCCAUAGUUUUCUGCUGUUUUCUCAGCAUGGCCCUCAUCUUUGUGCCUAAGGUAAUUGAGGUGAUAAGACAUCCAAAAGAUAAGGCUGAAAGUAAAUACAACCCGGAUCCGGGUCUUUCCAAAGAAGAAGAGGAAAGAUAUCAGAAACUACUCAGCGAAAAUGAAGACUUACAACGACUUAUAGCGCAGAAAGAAGAAAAGAUAAAACUUCUGAAAGAUCGAAUAGCCGAAAAAGAGAGCGGCACGAAAGGGGGACUACUAACGCCAUCUGCAAUCACACAAGGUAAGGACUGUCUCAUAGUCGCAGAUUUCAUCACCGACGCGGGAACUUCCGAUUCGGCCUUUGGUGGAGGGCACUCGGUGUACACUAGGUCCUCGAGGUGCAGUCAGUCAGAUAUUGAAUUUAGCGAAAGUUAUUUGUAA
Messenger RNA from Diabrotica virgifera virgifera (western corn rootworm), 2670 nucleotides. RefSeq names its product gamma-aminobutyric acid type B receptor subunit 1 (gene GABA-B-R1). The record is from RefSeq and is a predicted model, not a curated record. The transcript is spliced from 14 exons. Bases 1 to 2670 code for a protein of 889 amino acids. Gene Ontology annotation, cellular component: G protein-coupled receptor heterodimeric complex; membrane. Gene Ontology annotation, biological process: gamma-aminobutyric acid signaling pathway; G protein-coupled receptor signaling pathway. Gene Ontology annotation, molecular function: G protein-coupled GABA receptor activity. NCBI's taxonomy places the organism in Eukaryota, Metazoa, Arthropoda, Insecta, Coleoptera, Chrysomelidae.